GGCUGUCAUUGGCUCCAAAUUGCUGAGGUCUUUUAAGAGGACAAAGCCAUAGAUGGUAGGCCGCAACACAUUCUGGAAUUCAGCUUUUUACUAAAAAGAACACUUGAGUAACAUUCAUAAGCCCUCUAUAAAUUUGGCAAAGAUGAAUGUUAAAAGGACGAUAAGAACUUUGAAGCAUACGUGCAAUGAAACGAGUUAAUUACCUCAUUGUUGCUCUAUCACUCUACGUAAUUCGGCUGUUGUUUCUUAGCAAACCAUGCAAUGCUUUGGAGGUUAAGAUUCCUAAUUCUUUUCCUGCAAUUCUCAUUUUCGGUGAUUCUACUGUAGAUACGGGGAAUAACAACUUCAUUCCCACCGUUUCUAAGGGCAAUUACUUUCCAUAUGGUAAAGAUUUUCCUGGCUAUGUUGCUACGGGAAGGUUUAGUAAUGGAAAACUCAUGCCUGACAUGAUUGCCUCUAAAUUGGGAAUAAAGGAGCUUGUUCCUCCAUUCUUAGAUCCUAAAUUAUCAAACGAUGAUAUGAAAACAGGAGUCAGUUUUGCAUCUGCUGGCACAGGCUUCGACAAUCUAACCACCGCUAUUUCUAAAGAAAUUUACCAUCUUGGAUGUCGUAAUAUUGUGGUCGCUGGACUCCCUCCAAUUGGUUGUCUUCCCAUUCAACGGACCCUAUCAUUUAAAGAUCCUCAAAAUCGAAAAUGUGUAGAAUAUCAAAAUUCAGAUUCAGAAGCCUAUAAUCAAAAGCUUUCAGAAUUGUUGAAAAAUUUAGAGGCUCAACUCUCCGAAAGCACAAUUUUGUAUGCUGACAUUUACACCCCACUCAUGGACAUGAUCAAUAAUCCUGACAAAUAUGGUAAGCCUGCAAAUAUUUAG
Cucurbita pepo subsp. pepo (vegetable marrow) is the source of this 869-nucleotide messenger RNA. NCBI's taxonomy places the organism in Eukaryota, Viridiplantae, Streptophyta, Magnoliopsida, Cucurbitales, Cucurbitaceae. The record is from RefSeq and is a predicted model, not a curated record.